UAGUGCUCCACUACACUCUUGCAAUAGCAGAGCAGGGUAUAUAAAAUCUGGCGAAUCGAGAGGAGGAGGCGAUCAAUUCGAUUAAAUUCACUAAAAUUCAAUUCGAAUUCAGAUCGAAUCGAGGGAUCCCCCAUCCCCAUGGCGUCGCCGACGUCCUCCGCCUCCGCGCCGGCGAGCCACCACCUGCGCCUCUGGUGGCGCCGCCGCGGCCGCGGCGGCGCCGUCGGGGCCACCUUCACCGUCGCGCUCCUCGCCGCCGCGCUGCUCCUCGCCCUCUCCUUGUACGCCUCCUCCCUGCCCCGCGCGCCUACCACGCCCUCCUCCUCCUCUAACCUCGUCGGCCUCACCCUCGUCCGCCGCGCCAAGGAGAAGGGCGCGGUGUGCUUGGAUGGGAGCGCGCCGGGGUACCAUCUGCAGAGAGGCUCCGGCACUGGAUCUCAAAACUGGCUCCUUCACUUGGAGGGCGGAGGCUGGUGCCGGAAUCUGAGGUCAUGUGCUUCACGUCAAAAAUCGGUGUUGGGUUCAUCGCAAUACAUGGAAUGCCAGAUUGAGUUUGCUGGGAUCUUGAGUAAUGACAAAUUUCAAAACCCAGAUUUUUACAAUUGGAAUAAAGUUAAGAUAAGGUAUUGUGAUGGGGCAUCAUUUUCUGGAAACGUCAAGAACGAAUUGCAGAAUGGCACAAAAUUCUUUUUCCGGGGCCAGCGUAUCUGGGAGGCAGUAAUGAGCGAACUUCUACUAAAGGGACUCAGGCAUGCCAAACAGGCUUUUCUAACAGGAUGCUCUGCUGGUGGGCUAGCCACUUUCAUUCACUGCGAUAAUUUCCGUACACUGCUACCAAAGGAUUCUAGGGUUAAGUGUCUUGCGGAUGGUGGAUUUUUCCUCGAUGUAGAGGACAUUUCUGGGCAAAGGACCAUGCGAGCAUUCUACAACGAUGUUGUCCGUCUUCAGGAUCUGCGUGGAAGGUUUCCCCAUUGUGGUCCAAACAUGGAUCUGGGCCAGUGCUUCUUCCCAAGUGAAGUUGUAAAGGACAUCAUCACCCCAGUAUUUGUUCUUAAUCCAGCGUAUGAUGCUUGGCAGGUGCAACAUGUGUUGAGUCCAGUAGCAUCUGACCCUCAACAUUCAUGGCUAGAAUGCAGACUGGAUAUUAGCAAGUGUGAUUCGAACCAACUUGAAAUUCUCCAAGGUUUUAGGAAAAAGUUACAUGAUACUAUAAGUGAACUUAAGCACAAAAAGGACUGGGGCUUUUUUAUCGACUCAUGCUUUAUACACUGUCAGUCGUUGAACUCCUUGACUUGGCAUUCUCCAUCUUCUCUUAGAGUCAACAACAAGACCAUUGCAGAGGCGGUUGGAGAUUGGUUCUUUGACAGAAGAGAGGUGAAGGAAAUUGAUUGUGAAUAUCCCUGCAACCCGACUUGCCACAACUUGGUUUUUGCCAAGCCUUUCAAGGCAUGAUGAAGUUCUAAACACGUUUCUCUUUUUGCCAUGAUAUUGUAAAACAGGAAAUUUUAUAUCAAUCAUCGGUCAUCAUGUAAUCUUCAGACUCGUCGGGUGUUUGACACCCAAAAUCAUACAUCUGAGAUAGUUAGACUGGCCGAAUUUUUUUUCCACGCAAUUUAUGUAGGAUUAUAAGUAGUUUAUUCAAAAGUAGAAUUGUAUGUGCUGUACUUCACAACUUGUUUUCUAUAAAAUAAACAAAAAGUGUAUUUCUUGUACUGUUGUAGUAUUGCCUAUACAUACAUGUCUGGUCAAUCUACCCUAUCAUAAUUUGGACCCUGUACCUGCCAUCAAUCAGCUUAGAUAUUUUAAUUUUCCAUACGAUUAACGUAAUGAUUUCUAGCUCUUGAAAGCAAACAUGUCGUUUUCUUCUGACCUUUUGACCUUGUUCUAAUAAUAUGCGUGGCAUAUUGAUUAAUUGAGGAGAUGAUGCAAUUUAACUGACAAUUCCAUCUCACGAAAAGGCCAGCCAUGGGCUGUCAUUUGAGAUAGAUGGGCAUCUAACCUGUCAUUAUCCGUUAAGCAGUGGGAUUACUGAUCGUUUCCAUUACAGGGACGCGCACGAGGCAGCCUGAGAAAAGAGAAGGAAGCUAAUGAAAACGAAAGCGGCCAAGACCAAGAAAACGAGUCGACGGUGAUGCCGCGUUAGGUCGCUCAUCAACAGUUGUCUCUCUUUCCCUCCAUUUCUGGUCCAGCCAUAAACACCAUUAAUACCGUUUUUUUAUCCUCUUUCCAAAGGAAAAUUUGCUCAAUACUUGACUGAAGUUAACAUGACAUUGUUCAUCACUCGUUUUCAGAAAAGAAAACAAAAAAAAAAGAGAGGGGACAUUAUUCAUCACUGUAGUGGUAGUGUGCCUAUAGGCACGUCACUGCUCUCCAGGAACAAAACGACACAACCAUUGUCUCCUAAUUCAGCGUCUAUUGGGACCCAAUGGGAGCACAAGUAAAAACAGCCAUUGGGGCUGAGUGAUGAGCCAUCAGAGAGUAAUUAAUCGCACUUUGAAAUUAUUAGUUAGUUUCUGUCACAUGAUGAGGUGUGGCACCAAGAUAUUUUUUGCUUGAGUGAUCAUAUGGACUAUAGAAUGGCCAAAGCUUCACAAAUAUCUGUCCGUGUUAUCGUCAGUUCGUCACAAGAAGCAAAAGAACUACUAGGUCGAUCACCAAGCCUGACGUGGAAUUGCAGCCAUGACUUGGAAGGUUUCCAAAUUCCAAGUUGUGUGCUGUGUCCUGGUCAAAACAAACUACAGUAGCACUUGGCUUGUGUCUCAUAUAGUCAUCUCCUAGUCCUUAAACUCUGCAUAACAACAAAGCUUUUGCCACAAAAAUUCUUGUUAUCUCCAUGAAUUUCUUUCAAUCUAAACCCAAUCCACACGGCAGACUUCAGUGUUAAUCAGAGUUGGUCCUCAGUCUCACCUAAACCUAUGAUGCUAAGUCCAUCUUUCCAAGUGAAAUGUAGUGGUAUGAUUUGUCGAUAGAAAAAUUAUGCUACUCCUGGAUCUCACAAUAUCACUGCAGGUAGGAGCACAAGAGAAGGUACAGAUCGCAAGGACAACCAUACAGCUACAGGCAACAACAGUCUUCAUUUUAUCAGCCUGAAGAAAAGAAACAAUCUGAUGCUGAUGCCAUCACGAACGAACGAAGGAAGCCAAUUACUAGCAGUAACAAUCCGGCUGUAACAGCCGGACGACGAUGGACAGUGGCACUGACAGAGACAGUGACACGCCACCACAGUUCAAAGAACCGGUACACACUGGAGUACGGUACAUACAAUGUCAUCACAUAGGCAGAGACCGCAGCUGCUGAAUUCAUGGCGAUCCAAUGGACCACCCUGCUGAUGGCUGCAGCAUCACCAGGACAUGAACUCGCACCAUUAUAACACGAGACAAGGGCCAAAAAUGGGGGCAUGAUUCAUCACACAGAGGAGGAGGGGUCAGGCCGGCGCAGAGCUCACAUGCCAUGGCAGGCUAACUUUAGAGGUGACGAACAUGAACCCCGUUUCACAUCUCUGCUGCAUGCAUCCCUUAACCACACCAACACUCACUGUGUGAUUGAUGAUGAAUUGCUCUCACUCACUCACUCACUCUCUCUCUGGUCUUUCAGAGCUCCUAUGCAUAUGCUAAGCUUAACCCGGCAAGCCGAAAAAUAGGGUGGGCACACAGACAAUGGGGAGUGGAGGGUUCUA
Oryza sativa Japonica Group (Japanese rice) is the source of this 3676-nucleotide messenger RNA. Its product is annotated as pectin acetylesterase 5. Gene Ontology annotation, biological process: cell wall organization. Gene Ontology annotation, cellular component: plant-type cell wall. The record is from RefSeq and is a predicted model, not a curated record. NCBI's taxonomy places the organism in Eukaryota, Viridiplantae, Streptophyta, Magnoliopsida, Poales, Poaceae. Gene Ontology annotation, molecular function: pectin acetylesterase activity.